AUGGGUGGAGAAAUUGAUGCUUCUGUGAACAACGGACGUGGACCUUUUGUCUUCAGGCUUCAUGGUCAAAACUUUCAUCAAAUUGGAAGCUUGCUGCCUGAAGAAGGACUCCCUCCUGCUUUUACACAGUUGUAUAUAUUUGAUACUGAAAAUGAAGUUAGAAACAGAAUAUCAGCUUUCAGUUCCAAAAGAAGAGCACCAAAUUCUCAGUCUAGAACCCUACGUGAUGAUACUGUGGAAGCUAUUAAAUCUAUGCUGGAUGAAUGCAAUCCAUACGCAAAGAUACUCAGAACCGCAAGGGAUCGAUUUGGUGAUGCAUUGCAGUCAUCUGAUGUGAAGAUGAUUUUGAUUUCUGGACGUGGGACAAAUGAGAAAACCUAUAAUCUUCCUACAACUUCAGAAGUUGCUGCAUUAUUUGUGGGAGAUUUUGAUGAAGAAAUAGAUGCUCGAGAUAUUAUUGUGGAAACAAAGGGAAAGAAAUUGACCAGGAUAAGUGAGCUUCACCCUUCAUAUCUACCUCUACAAUAUCCACUGUUAUUUCCAUUUGGUGAAGAUGGUUAUCAUAUUGAUCUACAUCUCAAGAGGACGACAACAACAUCAAAAAAGCCACGGUCUAAAGUUAGCAUGAGGGAGUUUUUUGCAUACAAAAUUUUUGAGCGCUAUAACCAAUUCAGUGCUCUUAUGUUCUCCGGGAAACUCUUUCAGCAAUUUUUGGUUGAUGGUUUUACAAUGAUAGAAGCAGAAAGAAUUAGAUAUCUCAAGUUAAACCAAAAGGCAUUACGUGCAGAUAAAUACAGCAAUGUUUCAACUUAUGCAGCAAGUGGAAACCAAGAUUCUACAAAGUGUGGAGAGAGAAUCGUCUUACCUUCAACAUAUGUGGGUGGUGCACGUUACAUGCGAGAAAAGUACAUGGAUGCAAUGGCUGUUUGUCAAACUUUUGGAUAUCCAGAAUUAUUCAUUACAUUCACUUGCAAUCCCAAAUGGCCGGAGAUUACAAGACAUCUACAGCAACGACGACUAAAAUCUGAAGACAGAGCUGACAUUUUGUCUCGUGUCUUCAAAAUGAAGUUGGAUAGUCUCAUAUUUGAAAUACAUAACAAAAACCUGUUUGGUUCAUCAAGAGGAGUAAUAUAUACUAUAGAGUUCCAGAAACGAGGACUUCCACAUGCCCACAUUUUGCUAUGGCUGAUGCCACGUUCCAAAACGCCUACAACAAUUGACAUCGACAAAGUGAUUUCUGCUGAAAUUCCUGAUCAAGCCACUGACCCAAUACUCUAUGAUAUAGUGAAAGAACUCAUGAUUCAUGGUCCAUGUGGGUUAGCAAAUCCACGUUCACCUUGCAUGGACAAAGGGAAAUGCACCAAGAAAUUCCCCAAAGACUUCUCGAAUGAUACAUAUAUCAAUAAAGAUGGUUUUCCAGUUUAUCGCCGAAGAAAUGAUGGGCGUUUUGUUGAAAAAAGCGGAGUUCCUAUAGACAACCGGUUUGUAAUUCCUUACAAUCCCUAUAUACUCCUCAAGUAUCAUGCACAUAUAAAUGUUGAAUGGUGCAACCAGACAAGAGCAAUCAAGUAUUUGUUCAAAUACAUCAAUAAAGGUAAUGAUAGAGUCACUGCAGCAGCAGCAGUUCCUAAAGAGGUUCCAACAAAUGAGGUGGGAGGUGAGACGAUUGUUAUAGAUGAAAUAAAGGAGUACUAUGAUUGCAGGUAUGUUUCACCUGGUGAAUCAUCAUGGCGAACCUUUGGCUUUGAGAUUCAUCACAGCAGCACCACUGUGCAAAGAUUGGCAGUUCAGUUACCAGGAGAGCACCAUGUGACAUAG
Messenger RNA from Brassica oleracea var. oleracea, 1818 nucleotides. RefSeq lists its product as uncharacterized. Bases 1 to 1818 code for a protein of 605 amino acids. The record is from RefSeq and is a predicted model, not a curated record. The transcript is spliced from 4 exons. Lineage: Eukaryota; Viridiplantae; Streptophyta; Magnoliopsida; Brassicales; Brassicaceae.